GGCAGACAAUAAUGUACAACUGAAAUUUCACAAGGUUGUAGACUAGCAACUCAAUAAAAAAAAAGAAAAAAAAAGUUAAGGGAGAGGUAAGAGUCUGCUGGAUCUCGAUUGCCUUCUGCUCAAAAGAAUUCACAUGCCAAAGUGGCAUAUUUUGGGGUGAAGUAUUCGGCUCCCCUUCAGCCCAACAUGGGUUGCAUUCCUGCUGAACUACCUGGACACGUGACUUCACUUCUCUGAGCUUCCCUUUCCUCCUCUGGAGGAUGAUGAGGGAGACACUCAGCAGGCAGGGCUGUGUUAUGUGUAAAGUCCUUAGCACAGUGCACGGCUCAGAGCGAGGGCUGCAACAUUCUUGUUGGCAGUUGAUAGCAUUGUGAUGGAUGAAGCCUCACAUGAUGCAUCAGGUACCUGGCAGGGCCUGCCUCCAGUUGUCAGUGACGUUUUGCCUGGAGCAUUUCUAGAUCUGCCUGUCUCCUUGAGGGAGGGAAAGUGCAGGGUCCUGGGCCAGAGAGAAGACAGCCAGCAUUCUUCUGGGUGGAAACUUUCCCUGUGCCUGCACGAGACCUCCCGGUUGGAAUCUCUCUGGACCACGCUGGCCACCAGCCAGUAUGUGGAUCACAAAGGGGCUGUGCGUGUGAGUGGUUCUUCAGGAGAGUCAGGAAGAGGAGGAGUUGGGGAGAUGUGAAUUGUGGGCUUCAAAUGCAGGCUGUUAUACCGACGGCAGCCUUUCUGGGACCUGUGGUCUAGAAGACAGGAGAAAGGAUGAGUGUUCCAGGAGAUCCAGCCCAGCCAGACUCUGAAAGCUGCAGAGGCACCACGAGUAGCAAGGAGGAUGCCAAGUGGCUUCAGUGGGUGACCCACCAGUUUGAGACCAUUGCAGGAGAAGACGGGGAGAUCGAUCUGCAGGACUUCAAAAAAGCCCUGAAUGUGAAAGAGUCCUUCUUUGCCGAGCGAUUCUUCACCCUGUUUGACUCUGAUGGAAGCGGCACCAUCACCCUCCAGGAGCUUCGCGAGGCGCUGACCCUGCUCAUCCAUGGCAACCCCAUGGACAAACUCAAAUUCCUCUUCCAGGUGUACGACGUCGAUGGCAAUGGUUCCAUCGACCCAGAUGAGCUGCGCACGGUGCUGCAGUCGUGCCUGCGCGAGAGCGCCAUCUCGCUGCCCGAUGAGAAGCUGGACCAGCUGACGCUGGCGCUCUUCGAGUCAGCCGACAAGGACUGCAGCGGCGCCAUCACCUUCGAAGAGCUCCGAGAGGAGCUGCAGCGCUUUCCCGGGGUCAUGGAGAACCUGACCAUCAGCGCUGCCCACUGGCUGACAGCCCCGGCCGCCCGGCCGCGCCCGCGCCGUCCUCGCCCGCUGACCUCCGCCUACUGGCACAACCACCGCAGCCAGCUGCUCUGCCUGGCCGCCUACGUGGGCCUCCACGUGCUGCUCUUCGCGCUGGCGGCCAACGCGCACCGGGCUCUCGGCGCCAGCGUCAUGGUGGCCAAGGGCUGCGGCCAGUGCCUCAACUUCGACUGCAGCUUCAUCGCGGUGCUGAUGCUCAGGCGCUGCCUUACGUGGCUACGGGCCACGUGGCUGGCUCAGGUCCUGCCGCUGGACCAGAACAUCCAGUUCCACCAGCUAAUGGGCUACGUGGUGGUUGGGCUCUCCCUUGUGCACACUGUGGCCCACGUUGUGAACUUUGCGCUCCAGGCUCAGUCUGACACCAGCCCCUUCCAGUUCUGGGAACUGCUGCUCACCACGAGGCCUGGCAUUGGCUGGGUCCACGGCUUGGCUUCCCCGACCGGUGUGGCUCUCCUGCUGCUGCUGCUCCUCAUGUUCGCCUGCUCCAGCCCCUGCGUCCGCAGGAGUGGCUACUUCGAGGUGUUCUACUGGACCCACCUGUCCUACCUUGCCAUGUGGCUCCUGCUCAUCCUGCACGGGCCCAACUUCUGGAAGUGGCUGCUGGUCCCUGGCAUCUUGUUCUUCCUGGAGAAGGCCUUCGGGCUGACAGUAUCCCGCAUGGCGGCCCUGAGCAUCGUGGAAGUCAACCUCCUCCCUUCCAAGGUCACUCAUCUCCUCAUCAAGAGGCCCCCUCUUUUCCACUACAGGCCUGGCGACUACUUGUAUCUGAACAUCCCCACCAUCGCGCGCUACGAGUGGCACCCCUUCACCAUCAGCAGUGCUCCCGAGCAGAAAGACACCAUCUGGCUACACAUCCGGUCCCAAGGCCAGUGGACAAACAGGCUGUAUGAGUUCUUCAAGGCAUCAGACCCGGCAAACUGUGGUCCCAAGAGGCUGUCGAGGAGUUUGACGAUGAGAAGGAGUCAGAGGAUGCCCCAGGGUUUGCAGCCCCAGCCCAUCCAGUCUGGGGCCUUGGCACAGGGAGCCAUGGCCUCCCACAAGGAUGUCACUGUGGAGCUGAUGUCCUACCUGCCCAAGGGAACUCCCAGGCAGGGGCACCAAGGCCUGGGGUGCAUGGGGACAGAGGACAGGACUCAGGCACAGCAGGAAGCCGCGGCCGAGCCCGGGGGCCUGGUCUCUGAAAUGUCCUCUGAGAACCACCAAUUCUGUAACAUCAAGUGCUACAUCGAUGGCCCCUACGGAACCUCCACCCGCAGGAUCUUUGCCUCGGAGCAUGCCGUGCUCAUCGGGGCGGGCAUCGGCAUCACGCCCUUCGCUUCCAUCCUGCAGAGCAUCAUGCACAGGCAUCAGAAGAGAAGGCACAUUUGCCCCCGCUGCCAGCACUCCUGGAUGGACGGUGUCCAGGACGAGGACAUGAAGCUCCACAAGGUGGACUUCAUCUGGAUCAACCGAGACCAGCGGUCUUUCGAGUGGUUUGUGAGCCUGCUGACCAACCUGGAGAUGGAGCAGGCUGCGGAGACUCAAGAGGACCGCUUCUUGGAGCUGCAUAUGUACAUGACCUCUGCGCUGGGCAAGAAUGACAUGAAGGCCAUUGGCCUGCAGAUGGCCCUCGACCUCCUGGCCAAAAAGGAGAAGAAGGAUUCCAUCACAGGCCUCCAGACACGCACCCAGCCUGGGCGGCCUGACUGGAGCAAGGUGUUCCAGAAAGUGGCUGCCGAGAAGAAGGGCAGGGUGCAGGUCUUCUUCUGUGGCUCCCCGGCUCUGGCCAAGGUGCUCAAGGGCCACUGUGAGCAGUUCAGCUUCAGAUUCUUCCAAGAGAACUUCUAGCCGCACCCCGCCAAGCUCUGCCCAAGCCCACAUUGCGGGCCAGCUCAGUCGCAUUGCUUCCAGUGCCCCACAGGGACCAGCCUCAGAAGACCAGCUGAUCCUGCUCCACGCGGAACAGGAGGCCCCGGGGGCAGAUGGACUUUCUCCAGAAGCUAAGGAAGAGAGCCGUGCCUUGCGCAGCGCUCCUUUGCGUUCUGGGAUUGCUGUGGAACUGAUCAGGCUGGUGCCGGUCGUUUCCAGGGCAACCGCUCCUCCAAAAGUCCUCGGAGGGAACCUUCCCCCUACAACGGCGGUCACAGACCUGCAGAUUCAUUCCAGUCAUUUGGGAACUGCCCCCACCAACAUUUUAUUAUGAAAAUUUUCAAACAUACAGAGAGUUAAAAGGAUUGUACAGUGAACAGUGUUACCCACUUUCUAGAUUCCUCAGUUAACAUUUUGCUAUAUUUGCUUUAUUGAGUAUUAUCCAUCUAUCCCUUCCUCCAUCCAUUCAUCAAUGUGUCUUAUUUUUCUGAUGCAUUUCAAAGCACACUUUGCCACUCAGAGGAGCUUUCUUGAAAUGCAGAUUCCUGGGUCCUGCUCCCAGAAAUUCUGAUGCUGAAGAUCUGGGGAUGAGAUCUGGAAUGUGUAUUUUAUCCAAAACCCAUUCCCAUAGGGAGAGAGAAGCAGCAUAUUUUCCCACUUCUCUCUAUGGCAUUGUCUUCCUAUCUAUUUGUCUGUGUCCCUUUCCUUUCUCUCUCUCUCUACGUCUCUCUCUCUGUACCUCUCCCCUGUAUGUGUCCCUCAGUGUCCUUCCAUUGCUCUGCAUGUCGGUUUCUCCGUUCUCUCCGUGUGCUGAGUCAUUGGAGAAAUAGGACGGAGGCAGCGUUGGUGUGUGUAUUUCUCUGUAGGGGUCACAGAAAGGCCACGUUCCUGGAAAUCAAGCAGGUUGCUACAUGAAGCUCAGCUCAGCCACACCCCAGCGGGGUGGCCCUGGCACCCUCUCCGAGUCUGUUUCUUCAUCUGAAAAAUGGAACUGAUGACAUCCCCUGGUCACGGUUCUUACAAGAGUGAAAUGAGACACGAGUAAAAUGAGCUUCAGAUUCUUCCAAGAGAACUUCUAGCCCCGCCCAUCUAAGCUUGGCCCAAACCCACACUCAGGCCAGGACGCUCAUCUUCCAUCCCUGUGCAGCUCUUUAUGGCUCCAGACGUUUGUGUCUCUACAUCUUCUCUCUGCGUUGCAGCUCCCUCUAUCUCUGUGUCCCAGCCUCUGUUUGCAUCUGUCACUGUCUGGGCAGGAGUGGAUGGUAGAGCCAGCAAGUACAAAAGCUGGAGAGCUCCUUGAAGGAGGAGACCCUUUGGGGAGGAGAGAUGCUGGGGUGAGGGUAGGGCUGGGAGGGCUGGCCUCACCCCCUCAGAUCUGAGCUAGGCAUUUUCCAUCUGCCCGUCACCAUGAGCCCAUGACCCCCACAGUUCCUGGGCAUCCUCCGCCUUGCAGCCAGUCUUGCUAGGUUCUUUCUCUUCUGUAACAGUCUAAACACUCCUCCCCAAAGCUGCCUUCAGGGGGUUGGAAUCAGGCACUUCCCAGUGGGACCGUAGUUUGUACCUUUCUUUUCCAUGGGUUGGAAGUCCGUGGGGGAGAACAGGCAAGGAAGCUGGGUGAGAGCUGUGAUGAUGACACCACUUAUAAAGAGCUGGGUAGCUAAGGGGGGAGCUGGGAUGCAGCAGAUGAGGAGGUAUGUGCAGAGGAUGAGCAGAGAGGACCGAGGGGAGAGUCCUGCAGGUGACAAUGGAGCAAAGUUGGGUUGAAAAGUUCUCUUCAAAAAGAAGCAGUGAGAAAACAGAGUGGUGGAUGGAGUUGAGGUGCACCUUGGGGAAGAGGGCAAAACACAUCCUGGGGACUGGGACGGACAAACGAUGGGACACAGGACAUCUUAUUCAAGAUGUGGGAAGAGCAGGAGGAGAAUACAAGAGGAAGAGGGGGACCCAGCUGUCAGCCCUGCUACGAAAGAGGUGACCACAUUCCGUGGGGUGGGUAGAAAGGAGGAGCUAGGCAUCCCCAAGCCUCUGCUGGCACUGGGAGCCCGCGUGUCCGGGAGGUCUUGUGUUGGGGGGCCUUCCACUCGUCAUCGUGGUUAAUUUCCAACAAGCCUGGGGCAGGCGCACAGCUCACAUGGAGAAACUCAGACGUAGAGACGUUGAGUUCCCAGCCUGAGGGUCAUACGGUGUUGGAACCCAUUUCCUGCUGUUGAGUCUGCGUUUUCCCCUCUUCGUGAGACUUGGGAAAGCCUAGAAUAAAGCCUGUUACUACCUGGAGUGCAGCAGUAAGCUAAGUGGGUAUCCCAACAGGGCUGGCAGAGCAGAAUCUGGUUAGCAAAGGACUUCACACACACACGCACACACACGUGCGCACACACACACGCAUGCACACAGAGUUUACAUUCUGUCCGGUCUCUGUCCACACUGCCCUAAAAUACUGGAGCCCUGGUCCACAGUCCUCUGCUCUCUCAUAACGCAUUUCCACCAGUCUCCCACUCCCAUAUGCAAAUAGCCCACUGUUCAUUUAGAGUUUUAUAUUACAUGGGGGAGGAGAGGUGG
Messenger RNA from Equus caballus (horse), 5745 nucleotides. It is a transcript of the gene NOX5, whose product is annotated as NADPH oxidase 5. Lineage: Eukaryota; Metazoa; Chordata; Mammalia; Perissodactyla; Equidae. The record is from RefSeq and is a predicted model, not a curated record. Gene Ontology annotation, molecular function: calcium ion binding; superoxide-generating NAD(P)H oxidase activity. Gene Ontology annotation, biological process: defense response; superoxide anion generation. Gene Ontology annotation, cellular component: plasma membrane; NADPH oxidase complex.